Molecule: messenger RNA, 939 nt
Organism: Cydia amplana
Lineage: Eukaryota; Metazoa; Arthropoda; Insecta; Lepidoptera; Tortricidae
Gene: Dhdds
Product: dehydrodolichyl diphosphate synthase complex subunit DHDDS
Exons: 6
Coding region: 90-938 (282 amino acids)
Biological process (GO): polyprenol biosynthetic process
Cellular component (GO): dehydrodolichyl diphosphate synthase complex; endoplasmic reticulum
Molecular function (GO): ditrans,polycis-polyprenyl diphosphate synthase [(2E,6E)-farnesyl diphosphate specific] activity
Source: RefSeq, a predicted model, not a curated record
UGUUGAUAAGAGAUUACGUGUUUUUAUUUUAUGUGUGCAUUUCCAAAAUUUAAGAAAUAUUGUGUGAUAAUAGUGGAAAAUUGUUCGUCAUGUCUACUUGGGUAAAUGAGAACAGUGUUUCUUUUUUCCAACUUUUCUGCAUAAAAGUUGUAAAGUGCGGCCGUGUACCUCAGCAUAUCGCUUUUAUAAUGGAUGGGAAUCGUAGAUAUGCUAAAAAACACAGUGUACAAAGUAGUAAGGGGCACUCAGAAGGAUUUAAUAAACUGUCAGAAACAUUAAAGUGGUGUCUGGAUCUAGGCAUACCCGAGGUGACUGUCUACGCAUUCAGUAUAGAGAACUUUAAGAGAACAGAAGAGGAAGUUAAUGGAUUGAUGGAUUUGGCUCGAGACAAGUUCCAAAGGCUACUAGAUGAAAUAGACCAGAUAAACGAGUGGGGCGUAAGACUUCACGUGGCCGGACGCCUGUCACUGCUGCCCGAUGACCUGCAGACACUAGUAGCCAAAGCUAUGCUCUUGACCAGGCACAACAAUAAGCUGAGGCUCAACAUUGCUUACUCUUACACUUCCCGUGAUGAAAUCACUCGCGCCGCGUCGCAAGUCAUCGAAGGUGUGAGGAACAAGGAGCUAACCGCUGAUGAUAUAGACGAGGAGCUCAUUUCGGAGACCUUAGAGCUGAGCCCGCCCGACCUCCUCGUCAGGACCUCGGGCGAGGUCAGGCUAUCAGACUUCAUGCUUUGGCAGAUCUCCGACACCGUCCUCUACUUCACCGACGUGCUCUGGCCAGAGUUCACAAUCUGGAGCCUGCUGGCCGCCAUCAUACAUUUCCAGAGACACGCCACGGAGCCCGCGCCGGAAGUAGACUUGAGCGACCGGAAGCGAGCGUUCACGGACAAGCUAGAGGUCAAGCGGUGGCAGCAGUUGGAGAAAUAUAUUACGUAAU